Molecule: messenger RNA, 1041 nt
Organism: Miscanthus lutarioriparius
Lineage: Eukaryota; Viridiplantae; Streptophyta; Magnoliopsida; Poales; Poaceae
Source: the annotation of a GenBank genome assembly
AUGGCCUCAGAGCCUAUAGAGUGCCAGAAUGUGGUGCUGAGGGUGUCCAUUCACUGCCAAGGAUGCAAGAAGAAGGUGAAGAAAGUGCUCCAGAACAUCAGUGGCGUGUACCGAUGCGAAAUCGAUGCCCGGAGCAACAAGGUCGUGGCGACGGUCUCGACGAAGCUCGACCCCUACAUGCUUGUCGCCAAGCUGCGCAAGUCCGGCAAGCAGGCGGAGCUAUGGCCGGAGCAGCCGCCACCACCACCACCACCACCGGCAGCUGAGAGCCAAACUCAGGAGCCCAACCAGCCUGACGAGCCGAGCAAACCCAGCGAACCUGCCGAGAAGCGCGGCGCCGACACAGCCGACGCCGCCGCGGCAGAGCCGAGCAACCCUCCGGAGCCCAAGCAGAGCAUCGGCGAGGCCCCGAAUCCGGCUCAGGGCAGCAAAGAAAAUGCCAGCGCUGACGACGCCGGCGAUGACACCGCGGCGGCACCGGCGCCGGCACCGGCGCAGCAUGGACCCAGCGAGGCGAAGGGGAAAGCGAAAGCGAUGCAGCAGCCGGAGAUGGAGAGGCAGCCGGUGGACGCCAGAGUGACUGUAGAGUACGACCGAGGCGUCCCGGGCUACGUGAACCGCAUGCCGGUGCCGCCGCCGGCGGUCAUGAGCUACAACCAGGUGCGGCCGAGCGUGAGCGCGUCCUACUACGCCCCCGCCCCCGCCCCCGCCCCCGCCCCGGCACCAGCGGCGCCGGCACCGGCGCCAAUGCCGAUGGCGAGGCCGGGGCCGUCGCAGGGCUACAUCGACGAACACUACACGCCGUCCUACUAUAACAGCAACUACAACCGGUCGCCGGCGUACGAGCCCGAGCCGUACUACUACAGCCCUCCGCAGCCGGCGCCGUAUAGCUACCAGUACCAGUACCAGUACCAGCCGGCUUCUUCGUCGGAGGAUUACUACUACAGCGCGCCGCCGCAGAGGAGCGCCUUCUCGCCGCCGCGGGACGGCUACGGCGACAUGUUCAACGACGAGAACGCCAGUUCUUGCACCGUCAUGUGA